Orussus abietinus is the source of this 632-nucleotide messenger RNA. RefSeq names its product acyl-coenzyme A thioesterase 13. Gene Ontology annotation, molecular function: fatty acyl-CoA hydrolase activity. The coding region runs from base 145 to 567 and encodes 140 amino acids. Lineage: Eukaryota; Metazoa; Arthropoda; Insecta; Hymenoptera; Orussidae. The record is from RefSeq and is a predicted model, not a curated record. The transcript has 3 exons.
GUCUUCUGGCCAGUUGUAGUUGGCAGGCCUUUUUCUGUAAACGUCGGGCUGUUGUUAAAGUUAAAGAGCAGCGGUGAUCGGAAAGCUUUUAAUAGUUCUAAUAUCUGCAUUCCUGGAUCUUGAUUUAUAGGGUUAAGAGCGAAUAUGCCGCCUGGGUCUAACAUCGCCAAAGAGGUUAUGAAACGCGUCUUGAACUCGAAAGGGUUCGCUGUGUGCCUGAAAGAUGUGAAUAUCCUGAAGCUAGAAAACGGAGAGUGCAGUGCGGAAGUAACGGUCGGUCCUCAGCAUCUUAACACAGGCGGAACUAUGCAUGGAGGGUUUACGGCCACACUCGUCGACUGCAUAACUACUUACGCUGUUAUAACACAAGGCAACAAUUCCCCAGGAGUCUCGGUGGACAUUCACGUCUCAUAUCUAAAAGCAGCACAGCUAGGUGACGUUCUAUCGAUAGAUGCCAGGACGAUUCGCUGCGGAAGAUCUUUGGCUUUCCUUGAGGUCGAGUUGAAGAAAAAGGACACCGGACAGAUAAUUGCUCGUGGACAACACACAAAGUAUAUGGGCGGUUGAAUAGUUGGAUAGAAAAUUUAUUUACCAAGAGAAAUACAAAUACAAUUAUACAAUAGUGAGAAUAA